AUUGUUUUUAUUGCAUGGCAUUGCUUGCUUUCAUCACCUCUAAUAGUUUGCCAAGUUGGCAAGAUAUGAUAUGACUGGGAUUGGAAUAAAUCUCAGGGAGGUUCUAGAUGACAAUCAAGGUCUGAAACUUAAAGUCAUAGGGCUCCUCUUGCAUGGACCUGCCCAUAGUGCUGGUGUAAGGCAGGGGGAUGAAUUACUGUCAGUUAAUGGUAUAGAUGUUACGGGAAAAUCUGCUUUUGAAGCAUCAUCGCUAAUUCAUGGUUCAAGUGGAACAUUGGUGAACAUCAUGGUCAAACAUGGUAGAUGUGGACCGGUGCAAUCAAUUGAUAUUGAAAGACAGUCUAUUGCAAGGACUCCAGUUUAUUAUCGGAUGGAGCAGAUUGGAAAUAGUUCGAGUUUUGUUGGCUACGUGCGCCUUAAAGAAUUCAAUGCAUUGGCCAGAAAGGAUUUAGUAACAGCAAUGAAGCGACUCCAUGACAUGGGUGCCUCAUCUUUUGUUCUUGAUCUUAGAGAUAAUCUUGGCGGAUCUGUACAGGCUGGUGUUGAAAUUGCUAAACUUUUUCUACAUGAAGGGGAGUUGGUAACUUAUACUGUUGGAAGGGAUCCACAGUACACGCAGAGUAUUGUUGCAGAAUCUCCACCUCUAAUUACUACCCCUGUUAUUAUUCUGGUGAAUAAAAAUACAGCAAGCGCGAGUGAAAUUGUUGUCACUGCACUUCAUGAUAACUGCAGAGCUGUCCUCGCGGGGGAGCGGACCUAUGGAAAGGGCUUGAUUCAACAUGUAUUUGAGCUUCAAGACGGGUCAGGCAUUGCUGUUACAAUUGGGAAGUAUGUUACACCAAAUCAUAUGGACAUAAAUGACAAUGGUAUCGAACCUGAUUUCAGGAACCUCCCUGCUUGGAAUGAAGUCACCAAACGCCUGUCUGAAUGUCACAAACCAAAUUGAGGAUAAAGCAAAGGUUUUUGAUGGUUUGAAAUUACCAAUUUCUUUCUUGGAUUUUCCAUCUCCAUAUAACCCACCCCAUUAUAGGUCUCACUCUGUUGUGCUUUUGUUAUUAUCAGCUUUUAGAAGUGCUUUUGAUAAGAACAGUUUUACAGGAAAAAAAUGUUUGACAAUACAACUACAAAGUGUUUUUGGGUGAAAAUUUUCAAAAGGAAUACUCUUUUUAUCUUUAAAACAUUUGGAAGAAGCAUGGAUCACAUGCUUAUUUCAGAAGCACUUGUUUCUUGGUUCUUUGGCUCUUCCACUUCUUCCAAUCCCUAUCCAUAAUCAAUGUCUGGGUGGUAUUACUCCAUUUGAUAGACUCGUCUCUUGGCUGUUUCCUCUGACAUCUUGAUAGCCCAUGGAAUUCUUUGAUUUAACAAAAAAUGAUCAUUUUCACUGCAAAAUAGGGUCAAAAGCUGGCCUGAGACGGGUGGUUAUUUUUCACUAAACUGAAAAGCCAACUGUUCAUAUGGAGAUAUUAUGUUCUACACAGGUAGUAUGCAUGUCAAAGGAUUAAGUCAUCCGAGUCUCUGAAGGCGAGUCUGGUAGCUACAAAACUAAGCUGAAAUGAGGCCAAGAAACCUGUGUGUUGAGU
Messenger RNA from Cuscuta campestris, 1580 nucleotides. The record is from the annotation of a GenBank genome assembly. Lineage: Eukaryota; Viridiplantae; Streptophyta; Magnoliopsida; Solanales; Convolvulaceae.